Molecule: messenger RNA, 1389 nt
Organism: Loa loa (African eye worm)
Lineage: Eukaryota; Metazoa; Nematoda; Chromadorea; Rhabditida; Onchocercidae
Product: protein-S isoprenylcysteine O-methyltransferase
Exons: 3
Coding region: 476-1384 (302 amino acids)
Biological process (GO): C-terminal protein methylation
Cellular component (GO): endoplasmic reticulum; membrane
Molecular function (GO): protein C-terminal S-isoprenylcysteine carboxyl O-methyltransferase activity
Source: RefSeq, a predicted model, not a curated record
AUCCGGAUUUUUAGCAAAGCGGAAUCCAAAAAUUGCUGAGAGAUUUGUGUCGGGCACCACAUGCUUACCAAAAGACAACAACGAUGACGAUCACAUUUGCAACGCAUGCAAUAAAACUUUUUUAUAAUGCAUGUGAAACGUAUGAGCAAAAAAACAGGAAGCGACAGAAUAAUGUCGAAUGAAUUCACUGAAAUGACUUCGGCCACUGAACUUCGGUUACAACGUCAACGUAUAACGUCUUGGUGACACGUCAUGAUGACAAUAUCAAGAUGAUAGUGUUGUGAUGACGACGUCGUGAUGCAAAUGCCAUGAUGACAACAUUCUGGUGAUAAUGUCGAGAUGACAACGUUCUGAUGAUAACGUCAUGAUGACAACGUCCGCAACCAUUAUUACUGUGCUAUAAAUAAUUCUAUCGAUGCCGUAUUUAACUCUAUGGCUGCGUUAAAUUUUUUUCGUUAUUGCUGAAUAAGUUGAUAUGUGGUGCUGUUGCUUUAAUAUGGGAUGUGUUGUGUUGAGAGAUUCGAUAAUGCGAUUAAACCUGAGUAAUACAUUGGCAUUAUUUCGAAAUGAUAUCGUUCUACAACAUUCGUUGUUUUCGGCUUUGUUCUCUGUAAUAGUAGUUAGUAUGGCAUACAUGUUUCGUAUGGAGCGGUGGAAACUUGAGUACGUAGCCUUCUUGCUAUCAAUUCCAACAUCAGUGUUGGUGUGCGGUUGGCGUGCACGCUGGAAUGCACUACAGGCAUCUCUCCUUGGGGGUAUCUUUACGUUGUCUCUACUUUGCGCUUAUUCAACAAGUAAUUUGUAUUUGUCAAUAUUCGCGUGGUAUUUCGCAUGCAUGGCAAUAUUUCACUACGGGGAAUUCCUUAUGACAGCAUUAACAAACCGAUCAGAUUUAAAUUUUUCAUCCUAUCUUCUGGAUCAUUCGCUCGCAUAUUGGGAAGCUGCUAUGAUAAGUUGGCUAGAAUAUGCCAUGGAAGUACGUUUCUUACCGCUUUUGAAAAGCGUUACCGUAAGUUACAUCGGAUUAGUACUAAUUAUAUCCGGUGAAGUUUUACGAAAACUCGCCAUGAUUCAUGCAAACGGUGGGUUCACGCAUGUGAUUGCAAUCGCGAAACGUCCAAAGCAUAAAUUGGUCACUAGUGGUGUGUAUGGUUUUGUACGGCAUCCAGGGUACCUCGGCUGGUUGGUUUGGUGCUUAGGUACACAGAUAAUGCUCUGCAACCCUAUUUGUUUCAUCCUUUAUUUGUUGAUUGGAUGGAAUUUUUUCAACGAAAGGAUAUAUUGGGAAGAGCGUUAUCUGACUUCUUUCUUUGGUGCGGAAUAUAUUCAGUACCGAAGGAACGUACCGCUCGGGAUACCUUUUAUUAAAGGAUACGAAUCAUAACGGGC